GCCAUUCCAUCCGUCAUCUGCCUGCAGGAUUUGUUUACACGGAACUACACAGUCGACAAACAUGAGGAAUAUCGGUCUGAAUAUUCUGCUUUUAUCAUUUGCCCUUGGCGUUUCAGCUCAAGUACCAAAACAAUGUUCGGCACCACCGGAGUACCAACAUGCGAGACUAGUGAAGAAAUACAGCGGCUUACAGAAGUUCCUGAGCGGGGAGAAGGUGUACUAUGACUGCGCCGAGGACUUCACUCCAUCCGGGGGGAGCAGAGCCUUGCAGUGUGUCGCUGGGGGAUGGCGCAAACUGACUCUGAAAUGCCAAAAGAAAUCAUGUGGCAAUGCUGGGGAUCUGCCUCAUGGAGAGUUCCAGUAUGAAGGGAACUCAUUCAUUGGGGAGAAAGCGUAUGCUGUAUGCAAUGAGGGAUACUCUCUGAAAGGACUUAAUUAUAUUAUCUGCAAGAAGUCGGGCUGGACCAGUGACAUUCCGUCUUGUGAAGAGGGAGAGGUCACCUGCCCCCCCCCUGCAGUGGCCCGGCACUUGGUGAGCAGUGCUGGAGCUGUGUCUGUGCACCGGGUGGGGGUCUCUGUGACCUUCACCUGCAGUCAGGGUUUCCAGCUGGAUGGAGCUCAGAGCAUCAGGUGUGGAGCUGGUGGUCUGUGGCAGCCCCUGCCCCCUCAGUGCCGGCCUGCACCAAACAAAACUCUGUCACCCAAUGAAGGCACAGGGGGAUGCAGGGUGCCGGUAAACACUGACAACACUAACCUCGCUGACAGGUACAUCAGAAAGACAUGGUUCGCUUCUGGGGACAAAGUCUAUUACGUGUGUGAUGUCGGAUACGUUCAGGCAGGUGGCAGCAGAUACAGCAGGUGUAUCGAGGGACAGUGGACCCCAAUGGAGUUCAAAUGUCAACGAAAGUCAUGUGGCUCUGCAGGAGAGAUUAUGAAUGGAGAUUUUACAUACACUGGAUUGGAGUUUGGAGACAAGGCUACAGCUGUCUGUGAUGAGGGGUAUCGUCUUGUAGGAAAGGCAACCAGAAACUGCCUGAGUAAAGGCUGGGACGCACGUGUUCCUGCUUGUGAAGCUGUGGUGUGUGAGGAGCCGUUAACAGUGACCAACGCAGAGAUGAGACACCGUCACGAGCCACCGUACACAUACAGGACUGUGAUCAGCUAUCAUUGUCGCGCAGGAACCCUCAUUGGACAAAGGAACAUUUGGUGCACCAAGGAUGGGACGUGGAGUAACUCUCCUCCUGAAUGCAGAGAGGUAUCAUGUCCACCUCCAAAUGUGGCCAAUGCCUACUGGAUGAGAGCUCAGAACAAGCAGUUCCAAGAAAGGGACAACCUCUCCAUCGAGUGUGAGUGGGGGUACACGAUGUCCGGCCCCAGCUCCAUUACCUGUGGUCAUGAUGGCCGCUGGUCCCCUGGCCUCCCUAAAUGCACACCACGUCGCAGUCGCACCAACUGGAGGGGCUAACAAGCUAGCUGAAAUUUGAACUACAUUAUUUAAUCCAACCUGGUUAAACGGCAGUCCAGAGGAUGGGACUAAUGGUCUCUUAAGCUUAAAACUGUCUUCCUGCACUAAUAGUAAUAUAUAUUUCCUACUUGCUCAUAAAACUCGUAUGAACUCAUUGUAAAGACAUUAAAUAUUUGAAAUGAA
Messenger RNA from Notothenia coriiceps (black rockcod), 1648 nucleotides. Its product is annotated as complement receptor type 1. The coding region runs from base 62 to 1465 and encodes 467 amino acids. Lineage: Eukaryota; Metazoa; Chordata; Actinopteri; Perciformes; Nototheniidae. The transcript has 11 exons. The record is from RefSeq and is a predicted model, not a curated record.